CGCGUCCUUUGCGACGACUACAUCCCUUCUCGCGACUACCAUUUGCCAUUCGCAUGGACAUGAACUGACCGAUAUACACUCUUUAUACCAUUGCUUUCCACUCGUCGGGCAUACCACACUCAUUCGCGCGCGUUCGCGACCACACUCGUUUCAGAUCAUGCCCGAUGCAUUCCGCAAUGCUUCAUGAUACCCACUUCCGCUCUCUCCUCCACGUGCUCCUCUCCGCCCUCCUCCUCAUACCCACCGCACACGCCGGCCUCGGAAUCACCUUCGUCACACCAGCAGCAGGCUCGACAUGGCCAGCCGGGCCCUUCACCGUCUCAUGGCAGGACUCCCACAGUACCCCAUCGAUGAGCGACUUGGUAUCCUACACUCUCACACUCCUGAUCGGCGGCAAUUCGGAUACAACCUCGCAGACCAUACGAACGAUUGGCGAACCCAACAGCCCUGUGUCCGAAGGCAAGGUCGUGGCUGACAUACCAGCAAAUGUAUCCGCCUCCUCGCAGAAUGGAUUCUAUUUAAAGAUGGUCGCGAAUACCACGUCGGGGUCGGAGAUAGUCAAUUAUUCGAAUCGCUUCACAUUGAUCGGACUGAAUGGCACAACGGACGAGACAUACCUGGCAGCCGCACAAGCCGCGAAUGGAGCGAACGAUGUGCCGGCUGCGUACUCGAUCGUCUCACCUACCAUUACGAGCUCGUCCUCCUCUGCGACUUCGACACCAACGUCCACAGCCCGCCCAGCUC
Messenger RNA from Zymoseptoria tritici IPO323, 744 nucleotides. RefSeq lists its product as uncharacterized. NCBI's taxonomy places the organism in Eukaryota, Fungi, Ascomycota, Dothideomycetes, Mycosphaerellales, Mycosphaerellaceae. Gene Ontology annotation, biological process: cell wall biogenesis; fungal-type cell wall organization; (1->6)-beta-D-glucan biosynthetic process. Gene Ontology annotation, cellular component: extracellular region. The transcript has a single exon. The record is from RefSeq and is a predicted model, not a curated record. The annotation marks the transcript as partial.